CACAUGUUGUAAAAUACCUGUAGCCUACCUGUUCAUUCAUGUAACGGAUAGGGGCGUGUUUUGUACAUUCUGCUUGACAACUAGACUACUCUGGUUUUUUUGCCUCAAGUUAUCCGUCUGUUUGCAGAUACUGUAGGCUAAUCUUGGGCGUUGGUAUGGAAUGCUGAGGCUGCAAUGCAGUCAAGAGGCCCUUUCAUUCGUAAAAGAGAUUUGUUUGGUAUUUUCUGGAGAGAAAAAAUGUGACGUUACGACAGACUUCUCAGUUGCUAUAUCACAAAGAGCUUUGAAAAAAAUCACCUUCAUUUCAGUUUUGAAGAUAUUAGGCCUAUACCCGUUUUUUAUAGGCAAGAAAAUGCAUUCUGCUCAGUUAGAUUCAGUAUGGCUAAAAGAAUGAAACGUUUAACUUACAGGCCUACGGGCAGAUGUAUAUUAGUUCAAAUAAUAUAUAUUUGAAAUCGUAGAUAGCUUUGGACAUGCUUAUCGGGGCACAUCCUAUAGAGUUAUUGCAUUUUAGACCUGGUGAAGCCAGCAGCGUCUAAGACAUUCGCCUAAUCAGAGGCGGAGAACACGUAGCCUAGUGUAGUGAAAGAAGCCUACUUUUCUGGCUGCUUCCAGUCUGAUGGUGAAUUGGCUUUGCGUGUUUUUCUCUAAUUUAGGCAUAUCUGAACAGAGUUGUUUGUUAAUUGGACGCACCGGCGAAGCCCAAAGAACGAGUCUGAUUUCGUCACAGACUGAGUAGGCGGUGAGUGUUGGCAGCGAGUCGUGGUUGUGAAAUGUGGGAAGUCGGGAAUUAGAGGAAUUGGAUCUGCGAUCGAGGUGUUUCACCAUGAUGUGCUGUUAAAACUGCUGUUUUGAAAUAUCGCUGCAGGUCUGCUGCCACCGCUGUAGCGCACAGGGCCGAGUGUGGAGCUUCGCCCGCGCCUGGAGGGAGGCCACUUGAGCAUAAACACGCCUGAAGAAAUGGGCGAAACUCCUGCCGGAGAGGGCAGCACGGUGACGCGGUCGGCCGAGUACGUGGGCUCCUUCCUGGUGGAAGACUGCUGUCUGGACGAGCAGAUCCAGCGCCUGCAUGCGCAGCUGCACUCCCUGGCGACCUGCAAGAGGAGGAGGUCUGUCUCCUUGAAGUUCUCCAUUAAGGGUGUGAAGGUGUACGACGAGGACGAAACUACCCUGCUGAUGGCUCAUGCGCUGCACAGAGUGUCCCUCUCUACAGCUCGCCCGUCAGACGCCCAGUUCGCCUUUGUGUCUCACAACCCCGGCAGCCUGGAUGCACAGCUCUACUGCCACCUGUUCAAGGCCCGACAUGCGCGCGCGGCCCAGUUUCUGAAUCUACUCCUGUGCCGCUGUUUCCAGCUGUCUUACCUAGAGAAGCACCCCGAGGCAGCAGAAGGGCAGGCAGACAGGGGGGGCACCCUGCCCCCCCUGCCCCCGUCCCUCCUAAACCAGGGCUUCCCCCUCAGCGUCAGCGCUCUGGUGUCCUUCCGCAGAGCCCCCACCCAGGGGCUCCUGCCUGGAGAGAAGGUGCCCUCCAGGGCAGCUGAUGACAGGCAGAGCAGCCCAGAGGAAGGCCCCGCCCCCUCCUCUCCCACUUUGGUGCGCAAGAAGGCCAUCCGAAACAAAGUACUGCGCUCAGGGGCCUACCGGUCCUUCACCUACACCCCCCACAAACAGCGCCUCCUGCAGGACCGGCUGAACUCCCAACCAGGAAGGGCGCUGGACAACCCGCCGGUUCCCCUGUCCAAACCGCGCCCACUCAGUUUGGCGGAGACGGAGGAGGCCCUGGCAGAGGUUGUGUGGUCCUGGGCCGGAAUCUCCAGUGACAGCAGCUCAGCCCUGCUGGCAGAGGACGUUCUGGGGUCCUUCCUGUUGUGCUCUCGGACAGAAGCGCCUAGCUGUGGAUCCCUCAUCGUACGCUGCCCUUCUGGCCUUGUCACCUUCCCCAUCCGAAGCACUGCCAAAGGAAAAUACCUGCUGCAGAACUGCCACACACAAUUUGACAGCAUUGCUUCAAUAAUGGAGCACUACACUGAGAGCAGAGGGGAGCUGGAAUGCCUGCUGAGCUGUGCCCGGGUCAACCACUGCUAUGAGUGGGAGGAAAAGGCAGGAAAGUCCCAGGCUUCUGGCCUGCUGAAAGGUUCCAGUAGAUGCAUGUCAAAAAGCAAACCAAGAGAAGAGUGGGUUUAAACCACUUUCUCAUGGCUCACUAUUAGUCCGUUUAUCUUGCCAGUUAACAGAAGGUAAAGCUGAGCGAGCUGUAUUUGUAUAUUUUUGGAUCAUAUAUUUUUGGAUUGUAUAUUUUUAUUAAGACCUACCUACUUAAUUCCCAGCAAUGAGACCUGAGAAAGAAACUCAGAGAUGGGGGUGUGUGUUUGGAGCAGUUGUCUCUGGUGGGGGGAGGGGCAGGGGACUUUUUAAAACAUAGUGUGACUCCUUUACGAUGAACCUUCUGAGGGUUACAUUUGCCGUAGCACUUUAUAAAUGUUUUCAUACUUUUAUUUUUUAAUCAGUUUUUUUAAUGCCAUCCUGAAAAUGUGUUUUCACUUUUUACCAAUUCAUAUUUUUAAAACAUCAAAACAAGAGAGAUUCAUUACCAUCACUUCCACACUCCUUGGUCUGCUGUCUAUUCCUACCCCAAACCCUGGACCACAGUGUCCUGUUCCUGGACAAGGUUGAACCAGGUGUUUUUUUUUUUUUUGGAAGGGGGUUCUGGGUACAGGAAACGGGGGAGAUGAACCCUGUAGAAAUGACUGCUUCAGGUGCAGCAGCAGUUGCCAUAGUGUCUGCAUGCGUUACGCAUACAGCAGGGCCAGAACUGUAUUCAUCAUUUUUAAAUGUUUUAAAUCUUUUUUUAAAGAAACAUCCCUGUGUAUUAAUAUGCAGAUUAACUGUAGUGAUUUGAGGACUUAAUGUAUAACAAAGUGCAUUUAAAUAUUUCUUGUUUUCUUUUUAAUCCAAAUAUAGAAACCUUUUGAGCAGUUACUGCCUAUGCAGAUAAUAAACCCCAGUUAAGUACAGAAAA
Anguilla rostrata (American eel) is the source of this 3019-nucleotide messenger RNA. It is a transcript of the gene sh2d5, whose product is annotated as SH2 domain containing 5. The transcript is spliced from 10 exons. Bases 961 to 2184 code for a protein of 407 amino acids. The record is from RefSeq and is a predicted model, not a curated record. Lineage: Eukaryota; Metazoa; Chordata; Actinopteri; Anguilliformes; Anguillidae. Gene Ontology annotation, cellular component: postsynaptic density.